UCGAAGUUGGUUCCGAUGGCAGUACUGACAUGCACGAUGGCCGUGUGCAUGCACGGCCCCAUUCUCGUGGGCAGGGGGUCCCGAGCAUGCAUUCCUUCGCCGCCGUGCGUCAAUCAACGCCGGCCGUGCAACGUCCGUACUUCCCCUCACGUGCGCCUUCCCCGCCGUUGCCCUUCGAUAGAGGGUGUGGUAGACAAUCUCCCGAGAGGUUGCAUGUAGGCCUUCUGUGUAGUUGUCCACCGGCAGUGGACAUGCCGGGGCAACGACGGUUUCGUCGUUGAUGAUCACUCUUUCUCCGUCCAACAGCAGUGCGAUUUGUAUGUAGCGAGGGCAUGCACAGAAGGGACAAGCAUGGGUGCAGGUUUUGGCAUGCCGGCGUCGGGUGCACAGAACAUGGACAUGGGUGGCACACCUUGGUCUCCCCAAUGCACCCAGAGCACGGUACGGUCGUUCGGCAUGCGGUGUUCUCCAUCUCCUCAGCUGGGCAUUCACACGGACGGCCCGUGGAAUUGGACGAACACGCGGCCGGUGUCUCCCGAGACUCGCAUGGAUUCACCUUACGACGAAGGCGCCGUCGUUUCCGGAGGAGCCGACGAAGACGGUAAUGUAGAGCACGGAAGUGCUGUUCCAGUGAUGGCAAGGUCGAUGGCCGAGCAGGGUGAUGCGCAGGGCCAGGGUGCGGCAGGCGGGAAAGGGAGCAGGCGGUCGGCGCCUGCUCAAAAGAAGCAAAGCGUGCCAUGGACGUUGGACGAGCGAGUGAAGCUUGCACUCCUUAUGGGCGAGGACGAUGGCCUUAUGCCGGCUCAAAAGAAGCAAAGCGUGCCAUGGACGUUGGACGAGCAAGUGAAGCUUGCACUCCUUAUGGGCGAGGACGAUGGCCUUAUGGCGGAUGCUAACGGCCAACACCGAUUCAAGGGGGGUAUGGUCUACGAGAUGAUCCACCACCGGGACGGGUACCACACGAGGGACUUCGAGCUCGCGAUUGGCAUGACACGUUGCUCCGUCCGUUUCUAUGAAGUCGAUGUCAAUGGGGUCCCCGCUAUGAAGAUGGAGGUGGGGUUGGGAUUCUUCGGAAACAACCUGGGACAUGUGCUCAUCUUCGUCACGAAGGUCAGGGAUGUGAUCCCCAACGAGUGGGGCGGCCAUCCCGUUGAUCUGGCGGGGGAGAUCGUGCUUCUUUACAUCUCCACGCUUGCCGACCUGUACGCAGACCGCCUGGAUCCGCUACCGUUUUGGAGGUGCACUCUUGAUCCGCCGUUGGUGGGCAGGCCUCCCGCGGACUGCCACGCUGGCGGGGGAGAUGAUGAUGAUGUUGAUGAUGAUGAUGACGAUGAUGCUGUUGAUGACGAUGGGGGCGCUGGUGACGUCGUGAUGCCGAUGAUGGUGAUGCUGAUGAUGGUGAUGAUGGAGAUGAUGAUGAUGAUGAUGAUGAUGAUGAUGGUGAUGUUGGUGAUGGCGAUGAUGAUGGUGGUGAUGAUGACGUUGAUUGUGAUGAUGAUGAUGAUGGUGAUGAUGAUGAUGGUGAUGGUGAUGAUGAUGAUGAUGAUGAUGAUGAUGAUGAUGAUGAUGAUGAUGAUGAUGAUGAUGAUGAUGAUGAUGACGAUGAUGGCGAUGAUGUCCUCGGCGAUGAUGAUGACAAUGAUGAUGGUGAUGAUGUCGUCCGCUCGGGUGAAUCGUCCCAAUGGCACAAGUAUCGACGGAUUUUAAAGUCAUUCCAUUACAUAUAUAAACGAACUCGUAAAGGAGUCGGUGGUUUUUGUAGCCCGUUUCGGAUUCUGGCUAUCGGCUGUUGUUGUUAUUUUUUUGUAAUGCUUUUUUGGGUUACGUGCAUGUUUGUGUUUGUAGUCGUCCUUGCUAUUUUGUGUGUGUCGCCCUGAAACCAAUUGUUGGGCGACUUCUUUACCCGGACAGCGUGCUGCUAUUGUGCUCCGAUUUCAUGUUCGCAUUGGGUGUGCUGAAGGCUUUUGUCGCAAAUUUUACGUUCGUUUUUUUAUGGUCGUCCAAGAAAUGAUCGUCGUGUGUGUUCGUCUAAUAUGUCCGGAUGUUAUUAGUGGAAACUUUUCUCCCGCUUUCUGUAAAGAUAUGUGUUCAUAUCUUUACAUGCAUGGGUGAAUUUAUAUGUUCAUAUGUUCAUAUGCAUGGGUGGUAUAUCAUUUCCUUUUAUACAUUUCGCAACAUUAAUUGCUUGAAUUCAUAUGUUUUGUGUGCAUGGGUGAACAAAGAUUACAUUGCGAA
Messenger RNA from Chara braunii, 2235 nucleotides. The record is from the annotation of a GenBank genome assembly. Lineage: Eukaryota; Viridiplantae; Streptophyta; Charophyceae; Charales; Characeae.